GAGUCCAUGUGGAAGGGCCAAUGUAUGCGCCAGGCCUGCAGGGAAUCGAAACUUAAGCGGGACUGCGGAGUGCCAAAUAUCUAUGGUGAAAACAGAUACAAAGUCUCGGUGGAUAUCUUCCUCCUUGCUGUUGACCACCAUCAUUUCCCAGUGUUUUAUUCCGCUGUGACAGAUGACACGCCGCUGAACUUCUCCUCAGUUCAAUGAACUUCCCCACUCGGUCGGAAGACCAGCAUGGACAGUGCCAGACAGAAACGCAAGGAAGAGAUAAGCAAAGCUCUGAUAUUUAUACAGUCUUCUCUGGCUUAUGCUGAGCCUGAAGGCUACCAGCUCAAAAAACACAAUGUGUUACAGCGGCCAGUAUUUCACAUAUGAAGACUUCUUGACCAAUUUGGUGUGCAACCUGCUUGAUGAAGGCAAUACCCUGUUCGAAGAGAGAGAAUGGGAUCAGGCUGUGAAGGAGUUCAGUGAAGGCCUGAAUGUCUCAGAGUACGCUGCAGCAGAGGAGAUCCAUAUCCCAGAAGCUUUGCUGGAGAGUUUGUAUGUCAACCGGGCUACUGCCUAUUACACCAUGGGGGAAUAUGAUCAGGGUGUUGCGGACUGUGACGAAGCUCUGGAGGUGUGUAAGGAGAGCUACAGGGCACUGUACAGGAAAGCACUCUGUCUAAAGGAGCUGGGGAAGCACAAGGAGGCCUACAACUGCACCACAGAGUGUCUGCUUAUCAAUCGUCUGGACAAACCGGUGAAUGACCUUGCACAGGAGCUGGCUGUCCACUUGGGAUUAAAAAAUCGCAAACCCUAUGUCAGUGCAAAGAAAGAUUUUUCUCUAAAAAGAGUUGUCACAAAUGGAGACACAGCUGCAGAAGCCCACAAGGUACCCAAUGAUCAUGUAGAAAAUAACACAAAUCCUCUGACUGGGAUUGUACCAGGCAGUGUUCCCAGGAUGCCUCAGUCCCUGAUUCUCUCCAGAGCUAAAAGUUGUCAACCGUCUGGUGUGUCUACAGUGCCUGACAGUAUGAUGGACAGUUUGGACGACUGUGAGCUGAUGGGAGAUGACUUGGACAGCCUGCUCGACUCCUUCCCUAAUGAGCCAGAGCCAUGUCAGACCCCGCUCCAUGCAGCUUUCUCCGUCCCGAUCCUGACAUCCCCUCGCAAAGCCACAGCCCCUUCUGUCCUGCCAGCUCCCACUCCUCAGCUACCCCCGGCUUUCUUCAACUCCCCCGUCAGUCAACUCAACUCCUUGGACAUCUUUUUAGACAGUGGGGGCGGUACCUCCACACUAGAUGUUCUGGACGACCUCUCGACCACACACGGCCUAGAUGCUUUAGAUGACUUCCCCUCUGGAGUUAGAGGUAGUACAGACAGUCCAAACAGACUGACCCCGACGCUAGAUGACCUGGAUGACUUACUGGAUACAAUACCAAAUACAACAGAAACGCCCAAGUCCACAACAGAGCUGGACCCCAAGAGAGAGUACCAUGUAGAUUCUUUGGAGACAUUCCCCAAUCUCAGACCUCAGAGCGGUGAUGUCUCUAAAACUAGUGUAAAUACUGUGAACUAUCUUGACUCCCUUGAUUCCCUGGACUCAUUUUCAUCAGUGGAAGGUGCAGCUUUAUCUGCCAUCUCAGCUGUGGACUCGGUCAACGAUUUCCCAUUAGCAGGUAUAAUAGAAUCUCACAGAGUUGCUGCUCCAAUAAUGCAAUCUCCAAAGAGUAAAUACAAAGAGAGGAAUAACCAAGCCCCAGCCACAGUCUGUAAUCCCCUGUCAUCCACCCAUGAGUUCAUGCAGGCCUGCUCUGCUUGUUUCCCUCGACAAGGUGAAGGGAUUUAUACUUUUGUUCAUAAACCAGACCUGGUCCACAACUGCAAGCGAGACAUUUUGUUAUGCAGGUAUAAAGCAAGCUUUUCUUCAGCGUGGACUAGAGUGAGACCGAUCCCUAACUGCCCUGCCUUCGCUGGACCAUUUGUACUGUGCAAGGAGCUUCAGAAAUCUGGGGACAAGGGCCUGUGUAAAUACGGAGAAAUGUGCACAUUUGCUUUCAACCCAUUGGAGAUUGACGUUUGGACUCUGGAGAGGAAGGGGCUGCUUGACAGAAGAUUACUGUUUGAACCAUCAUCUGCCAAACAGGACCCUAUAAACAGCAUUAUACGCCUUCUGAAGGACCACAAGGGCAUGUUUAUAUUUCUCUGUCAGGCAUGCUAUGAUGGUAAACCUACAAUCAUCAGUAAACGCAGCAAAGACAAUCACACCAUCUGCUCUAAUACGAAUGCUCGACACAUAUUUGAUGCUAAUAAGUGUUUGGCUUUUGUGAUAAAGACCCCCAGUGUGAGAUACAGAAAGGUCCGUCCACUGAGCGUCCUGUGCUGCCUUGAUUUGUGUCAUCACAACAUCCGCUACGGGUGCCUGAAAGAGAACAACUGCCAAUUUGCCCACUCUGAUAUAGAGCUCAAAACAUGGAGGGUGCAGAGAGACACAGGGAUCAAACCCGAUGAAAUUGUCAAAGUAUCAACAGAUUACUAUGAAAAGCAGGAGCAGAGUCAAAGUAAACAAAAAGGCAGUAAAAUGUCUGUUGGAGGUGGUAGAAGCAAAGCAAGAGGAGGAGGAGCUGAGACGAGUCUUGAUAUGAGGAUGAGGUUUGCCUGCUCUCUCUGCUGGCCUGGCCGGAUCAGUGAGCCAGACAAAGCCCUCAAAUAUUGCACUGCCAAAGCCAAACACACGUGGACUAAAGACAGACGAGUAUUGCUGGUGUUGUCCUUGGAGAGAAGUAAAUGGGUUAUGGUCCGACCCCUGCCACAUUCCAAGAACUUCCCAGUGCAGUAUGAUAUAUGUACACAGAUACUGGACAAAGGGAAAUGUAACUACAUUGGAAACUGCACAUUUGCUCAUAGCCAAGAGGAGAAGAAGAUGUGGAUGUAUAUGAAGAAUAACGACUUGCUGGACAUGCAGCAGAUAUAUGACAUGUGGCUGUCACUAUCUGCCCAGAACCGUCAAACAAAUGGAUCUGUGCUCACCCAGUCUGUCCCAGAAGAGAAAUUCAUUGUCAUGCCUACUGACUAUGCUGAGCCAAUGAGUGGCUUCCACUGCGAGCUAUGUGGUAAACACAGCAACAGUGAGCGGCAGUGGCAGAAACACAUCUCAACUGAAAAGCACAAAGACCGUGUAUUCAGCUGUGAAGGACAAGAUGAGUCUCUGACGUGGAACUACCGUUUCCCUGCCAAAAACUUUGAACUGUGCCCCAAGUUGAAUGGUGACUGUCCUGAUGGUGUGUGCUGUGACUACGCCCACAGCCCGGAAGAGCUGCAGGAGUGGAUUGAGAGGCGAGACUUACUGCGACAUAAGCUCGCUAAAGCCCGUAAAGACAUGCUCAUCAUGCCGCAUGAGUCUGACUUUGGGAAGUACAACUUUCUACUUCAGGACUGAAAACUUGUUAUGUAACUCUCGGAAGAUGUGAUUGACAUUCAAAGUGCUGCCAAAUGAUCACUGAACGGGACAAAAUAUGUCAUGCACUCUUUCCUUUAAAACAGUUUUGAUUUCCUGAAACACUUUGUGGGGAAACUAAUAUAGCUAGUAUUAAUGCUCAUUCUCAUUCAAGUCUCUGGAACAAACCCAGUGUUCAACAUAGAUAUUCCCAAGGGAUUCAUGUUUUAUCCAAUGCAUUUUGUGUCCUAUGAUACUGAGUCUAAAUUCAGAUUAAUUUGAUAUUUUCUUCUGUUUGUUUCCUUUUAAUACUUACUGUGCAGUGGCAUGUAUUAGGACAGACAUAGUUCACUAACAGUAAAAAAAAAUAAAAUAAAAUAAAAUGAUUUAAUUCACCAAAGUUUAGUAAUAUUCUGUUAAGUGGAAUAUUUGCCUCCGCCAAGGAGGUUAUGUUUUUGCCAGGGUUUGUUUGUUUGUCUGUCUGUCUGUUUGUCUGUCCGUUAGUGUGCAACAUAACUCAAAAGUUAUGGACAGAUUUUGAUGAA
Sphaeramia orbicularis (orbiculate cardinalfish) is the source of this 3963-nucleotide messenger RNA. Its product is annotated as zinc finger CCCH domain-containing protein 7B-like. The record is from RefSeq and is a predicted model, not a curated record. The coding region runs from base 308 to 3421 and encodes 1037 amino acids. Gene Ontology annotation, molecular function: protein binding; miRNA binding; metal ion binding. Gene Ontology annotation, biological process: miRNA processing. The transcript has 24 exons. NCBI's taxonomy places the organism in Eukaryota, Metazoa, Chordata, Actinopteri, Kurtiformes, Apogonidae.